UUUGGCAAUUGCGAUUCCUCUUCCUUUUGCCCCACGAUACUACUCAGCAAUGAAAUGGGUUCUCAGUCCAACGCCAGUUAUCCUGGCUUUGUGGCGCCUCCGUUUGGAGUGGAGCCGGACCUGAAGUGGGAACCAAGCAGGCUCAACAUCGUGGUGCAGAGCCUAUGUAUUGCGUUGACCACAACUUUUGUCGCAACCCGGAUGUGCAUCAAGUGGUUUCUUAUCAAGCAGAUACAUCUGGAUGAUUACGUGUGCAUACUGGCCUGGAUUGGAUCGAUUUUCUACUCCAGCAUAACGAUCGCUCAAGGGUACCUCGGUCUGGGUGUCCCCCAGUGGAACGUCGCUCCUGCCACAGUACUCGCUUUCCUUAGUCGCGGCUAUGCCUCCCAAAUUCUCUAUGGCCCAAUCGCCUUCACAACCAAGCUCGCAAUUCUCUUGUUACUCAUGCGCAUCUUCUCCAUUGAGCGCCGUUUUGUUCAAUUCUCGCGCGCGCUCAUCGGGGUGUGCGCUGCGUAUUAUAUCGCCAUCACGCUGGUGCAGGUGUUUCUGUGUCGCCCAAUCGCUAAGGCCUAUGAUCCACGCAUUCCAGGCCGCUGCUUGGAUUCUCGAUCCAUCUUUAUCACGAAUACGGCCAUUGCUAUUUUGAGCGAUCUAGUGAUUCUCGCAGCGCCCGUGCCCGUGAUAUGGAAAUUGAAUAUGGGAUUAUGGAGGAGGAUUGGAAGUAUCUUGGCGCUUGCGGCUGGUGGACUCGCCUGCAUUGCGACGAUUGCGCGGCUCGCUGUCAUAGUCAAUGGCCUGACGUUAAAGGACAGGUCAAAAUUCGGCCCACCUAUCGUUAUCUUGAGCUGUUUAGAGGUCGCAAUAGGUGUGAUAUGCAGUUGUCUCCCCGUACUCCCUGCUCUCUUCCGACGUGUGCUUGGCGGUUCAAUCACCACCACAUAUGGGUCACGCAAGCAAUCAACAUAUAAUAGUUGGGCGAAACGGAACACGAUCAAACUGAAACCUACGGUUGGCUCGACGAAGUCAGCGCAACAUGAUGCCAGUAGGAAUAGCAGUCAGGAGAAUCUGAGAUGA
This is a messenger RNA of Periconia digitata, 1074 nucleotides long. Lineage: Eukaryota; Fungi; Ascomycota; Dothideomycetes; Pleosporales; Periconiaceae. The record is from the annotation of a GenBank genome assembly.